CAAACACGUUCAACGUUGCCGAGCAACAUAACUCAAUUCUAGUAGCGACAAAUUCAGUUUAUACGAGCACAACAACGUCCCAUUUAACGUAUAAAAUUACUCAUCAAUAACGAAUAUCAUGGCCGAAGCCGAAAAAAUCGAAGUACGCGACAUUACUCGCAUUGAACGCAUUGGCGCCCACUCUCACAUUCGCGGGCUCGGCCUGGACGAUGUUCUGGAGGCGCGUGCGGUCUCGCAGGGCAUGGUGGGCCAAAAGGAUGCACGUCGCGCCGCUGGGGUAGUUGUGCAGAUGGUGCGCGAGGGAAAAAUAGCUGGAAGGUGCAUUCUGCUUGCGGGCGAGCCGAGUACAGGCAAGACGGCUAUAGCUGUGGGCAUGGCACAGGCUCUAGGCACCGAGACGCCGUUUACAAGCAUGUCUGGAUCAGAAAUAUAUUCGCUGGAAAUGAGUAAGACCGAGGCAUUGUCGCAGGCGCUCCGCAAGAGCAUUGGUGUACGCAUCAAGGAAGAAACGGAAAUCAUAGAGGGCGAGGUGGUUGAAAUACAAAUCGAACGGCCUGCCACAGGUACAGGCCAAAAGGUGGGAAAAGUUACUCUCAAGACUACCGAAAUGGAGACCAACUAUGACCUUGGCAAUAAGAUAAUCGAAUGUUUCAUGAAAGAAAAGAUCCAGGCCGGUGAUGUCAUCACCAUAGACAAGGCUUCGGGAAAAGUCAACAAGUUGGGACGCAGCUUCACACGCGCUCGGGACUAUGAUGCAACUGGCGCUCAGACACGUUUCGUGCAGUGCCCCGAAGGAGAGCUGCAGAAGCGUAAGGAGGUGGUUCACACUGUCACCCUGCACGAAAUCGACGUCAUCAAUAGCCGCACACACGGCUUCCUGGCCCUAUUCUCUGGCGACACUGGUGAAAUUAAGCAAGAAGUGCGCGAUCAGAUCAACAAUAAAGUCCUUGAGUGGCGUGAGGAGGGGAAGGCUGAGAUCAAUCCAGGCGUUCUCUUUAUUGACGAGGUGCACAUGCUGGACAUUGAAUGUUUUUCGUUCCUCAACCGUGCUUUGGAGUCGGACAUGGCACCGGUGGUAGUCAUGGCAACCAAUCGAGGCAUUACACGUAUUCGGGGCACCAACUAUCGCAGCCCUCAUGGCAUACCCAUCGAUUUGCUCGAUCGCAUGAUUAUAAUACGCACAGUUCCGUAUUCGGAGAAGGAAGUCAAAGAAAUACUAAAGAUACGUUGCGAGGAGGAGGACUGCAUCAUGCACCCUGAUGCCUUGACCAUCUUGACACGCAUAGCUACAGACACCAGCCUUCGAUAUGCCAUACAAUUAAUAACUACCGCUAAUCUGGUUUGCCGUCGUCGCAAAGCUACUGAGGUGAACACAGAGGAUGUCAAGAAAGUUUACUCGCUGUUCUUGGAUGAGAACCGCUCAAGCAAGAUUUUGAAGGAGUACCAGGACGACUACAUGUUUAGCGAGAUCAACGAGCAUGAGGAGCUGGAAACUGCAGCUGGUGGAAGUGGUGGAGCCAAACGCCGUACAGAGACUGGAGGCGGCGACGCGCAGCCCAUGGAGCACUAGAUAAUAAGCAUGUUCUUCUUUCAUUCGCAUACCCAUUUACAAGUUAAAUAAAAUAAUGUAAAAUAAUUCAA
Scaptodrosophila lebanonensis is the source of this 1641-nucleotide messenger RNA. RefSeq names its product ruvB-like helicase 2 (gene rept). Gene Ontology annotation, molecular function: DNA helicase activity; ATP hydrolysis activity; ATP binding. Gene Ontology annotation, cellular component: Swr1 complex; R2TP complex; Ino80 complex. Bases 119 to 1570 code for a protein of 483 amino acids. The transcript has a single exon. Lineage: Eukaryota; Metazoa; Arthropoda; Insecta; Diptera; Drosophilidae. The record is from RefSeq and is a predicted model, not a curated record. Gene Ontology annotation, biological process: regulation of transcription by RNA polymerase II; chromatin remodeling; box C/D snoRNP assembly.